GUGAUGAGGUUGGAAUUUGGGAAGAGGCACCCACAGAAGCAGUGAAAGUGAUGCAUGGGUCAGAAACACCUGGUACUGUGGAAUGUGAAAGUCUGUUUCUGGCACGUCUGAAUUUCAUCUGGAAGGGUUUUAUCAAUAUGCCUUCAGUGGCAAAGUUUGUGAUUAAGGCUUAUCCAGUUUCUGGCUCUUUUGAGUAUUUAACAGAGGAUUUACCGGAUAGUAUUCAAGUUGGUGGCAGGAUAUCUCCUCACACUGUCUGGGAGUACGUAGAAAAAAUCAAAGCUUCGGGGACCAAGGAGAUCUGUGUAGUUCGCUUUACUCCUGUAACUGAAGAGGAUCAGAUAUCCUACGCGUUGUUGUUUGCCUAUUUCAGCAGUAGAAAACGCUAUGGUGUUGCGGCCAAUAACAUGAAGCAAGUGAAAGAUUUGUACCUCAUCCCUUUAGGUUCCUCAGAUAAAGUCCCGCAUCAUCUUGUGCCUUUCGAUGGGCCUGGGAUUGAAAUACAUCGACCAAAUUUAUUACUGGGAUUGAUAAUUCGCCAGAAAAUGAAGAGGCAGAUUACUGCUGUUGCAAGCGUUACCAGUAGUUUUGUGGAUGAAGCUUCUGAAAGUACUUUGACUAACUUGCCACCAGAGAAGAAAAGCAAGCCAAACAAACCUGAAGUCUCUCAUCAUGAGUUGGCACUAGAAGAAGAAGAAGAAAAUGACUUUUUUAAUUCCUUCACAACUGUGCUACACAAGCAGAGAAAUAAACCUCAGCAAUCUAAUAUAGAUGAUGUUCCAGCAGUUACUGAACCAUUGGUGGAAAGUACCAAACAUGAGCCACCGAAGCCUCUCAGGUUUCUUCCCGGAGUCCUGGUUGGAUGGGAGAAUCAGCCUUCUACUCUGGAGCUUGCAAAUAAACCCUUGCCAGUGGAUGAUAUUCUCCAAAGCCUGUUGGGUACGACAGGGCAGGUGUAUGAACACGGCAAGUCAGAAGCGAGUCCCAGUGAAGACAUACCCUUACUAAAUGAACAAGCAACCUUAAAAGAAGAAAACAUGGAUGUUACUGAGGUAACGACUGAAGUUAGCGAAGCAAAGACUGGUUUGGAUGAUCUGCAAGAAUCCACUAACGCGGCUGUAACUGCGGAUGCAGCAGCUCUAGGGACCUCAAGUUCUGCAAGAAGUGCUGGGUCUUUGACAGGGCUGAGUCUUAAAGGAAAACCUCCAGAUGUCUCCACAGAAGCAUUUUUAGCAAAUUUAUCUGCUCAGUCACAGAAUGAAGAAAGUAAAGAAAAUGACCCAAAGCGGCAGUUACCCGACAAGGAUAGCACUUCACAGGAAGUUAAAAGGACCACAAAUUCCAGCUUUUCUUCUUCCUCAUCAAAUUCAGGGAAAAAACCCAAUGAGAACAACGUUAAUGUGGGCUCUGCUGAAGGUACCACUGCUAAUACCUCUAAAUCACCACCAUUUAUUAAUCUUAAGAGAGACCCACGACAGGCAGCUGGGCGAAGUCAGCAGACUAACGCUUCGGAAAACAAGGAAGGAGACGUCAGCAGAAACGAAGACCGACAGAAUGCUUCAGGAAAUGAUCAAAUGGAACCAGAAAAUAAACAGUCUUCUGGAGAAGCGGAGUACAGUUCAUCUGCAGCAAAAGCAGAUAACGCAGGUGCAUCGCAAGCAGAAGAUACGAAACGCUCACAGGAAGACGCGCUGAUGCAAAACGUUGAAGCAGUGAACUCCUUUAGAAGAGGACCAGCAGCAACUUCAUCUCAUUUUGAAACGGAAAACUCUUCUCGUUCUGAAUUUAUUUCCAAAGUCCCAAGCCCUGUUACAAGCGGCAGCUUCUCAUCUGUUAGACCUCCACAGCAGAAUUUUCAGCAUCCUAAAUCUAAUCCACCUGGAUUCCAGUUUCAGGCUCCUGCACCUCAUAACUUCCCUCCACAAAACAACCCUAUGUUUGGAUUUCCUCCUCACCUACCACCUCCACUUCUUCCUCCUCCAGGCUUUGGCUUUCCUCAAAAUCCAAUGAUGCCAUGGCCACCAGUAGCUCAUUUAUCAGGUCAGCCACCACACUAUGCUGGACCCAUUGCACAAGGGCUACCGGUGGCUCACAAACAAUCCAGGUUUUUGGGGCCAGAAAAUUUCUUUCAGGGUAAAGACAGUAGGAGACCAGAAAGACGCCACAGCGAUCCUUGGGGCAGACAAGAACAGCAUUUGGAGAGAGGGUUCAGUAGAGGAAAAAAUGAUCAACAUAGACAGAGAUUUUACAGUGAAUCCCAUCACCAAAAGAAAGACAGACAUGAAAAAGAGUGGAACAACGAAAAAUACUGGGAGCAAGAUUCUGAAAGAAAUAGACGCAGAGACAGAAACCAGGAAAAAGAGAGAGAGAGGAAAAGUAGAGAGGAAGGACAGAGAGACAAAGAAAGAUUGCGAUCUCCACACAGUGAUAAGGCUGCUGAUGGAAAAAGCCCCAGAGAGACUAGAAAUCCAGAAAAAAAGACGGAGAAGCCUAAAAGUGAAGAACAGGCGCAGGAAAAAGAUAAGGAGAGGGAGAAAAGCAAAGAGAAGCAUAGAGAACGAGAGGGUGAAAAGAACAGAGAGAGACAUAGGGACCACAGUGACAGAACUAAAAACAAAAGGUAA
Tauraco erythrolophus (red-crested turaco) is the source of this 2624-nucleotide messenger RNA. Lineage: Eukaryota; Metazoa; Chordata; Aves; Musophagiformes; Musophagidae. The record is from RefSeq and is a predicted model, not a curated record.